Panicum virgatum (switchgrass) is the source of this 828-nucleotide messenger RNA. RefSeq lists its product as uncharacterized. The record is from RefSeq and is a predicted model, not a curated record. The transcript is spliced from 3 exons. Lineage: Eukaryota; Viridiplantae; Streptophyta; Magnoliopsida; Poales; Poaceae. The coding region runs from base 1 to 828 and encodes 275 amino acids.
AUGUUUCCUUACCUUCCCCAGCGGCGAACCGAGGACCUCGCCAAUCAGCGCGAGGCGGAGGAGUGUGUGCGCAUUGCCAAGGAUUUCCUGAUGGCGGGCGACCCUGAGCGCUGCUGGCGGUUACUCAUCCGUGUCCUCACCAUCGACCCAUGCGUCCCUCGCGGCGAGCUCCUCUAUGUCGUCGCCACCGCCCUUCGCGCCGCCCAGCACGAGCGCCUCCCGUGCGGGGCCCCAGAACCCUACUCCGUCUUUGGCCUCAUCCCCACCGUCCCAGCCGCCCGCGACCCUGCCGUCAUCGAAAGAUACUAUCGCCGCGCCUCCGACGUGCUCAACCACACCGGCCCCUACGACCCGUGCACGCCCGCCUUCACCCAGGCCGCUUGCCUCGUAGCUGAUGCCUGGGCCUUCCUGUCGGAUCCUGACCGCAAAGCUUCCCUGGACUCUAGAUUCGAAGAGCCUCCACCGCCUCCCUCCCUACCCUCCCCUUUCUCCCCUCUAAGCCCAGGCGGUGGCACAGGCGCAUGGAUGCCGGAGGGAGCUCGAGGCCGGACGGCGGGAUCUACGGCGGCCUCCUCUACCCCGGCGGCGGCGCAUCGACCUCGAGCUCCCUCCGGCGGUGCGGCCGCGAGCUCCCUCCCCGGCGCAACAACGGUGGUGGCAGUGGGUGGCGGCGGGAGUGCAGCUGGCGGUGGGACAGUGGUGGUGGUGGCGGCCGCCGCCGCGGAUGAAUGUUUCAUCUUGAAAGAACUGGAGUCGCUGUCGAAGUCGCCGCGGCGGCGGGAGCGGGCGGGGGAGAAGAGAGGAGUGAGCGGGAAGGGAUGGAACUAA